Epithele typhae is the source of this 348-nucleotide messenger RNA. RefSeq lists its product as uncharacterized. The coding region runs from base 1 to 348 and encodes 115 amino acids. The transcript is spliced from 2 exons. The record is from RefSeq and is a predicted model, not a curated record. NCBI's taxonomy places the organism in Eukaryota, Fungi, Basidiomycota, Agaricomycetes, Polyporales, Epitheliaceae.
AUGUCGCACACCUCGACCUCUGCCCCCUCCGCCUCCGCAUUGCCCGCCUCCACCCACGUCGCGGCCUUGUCGCCCACCUCCGCCUCGUCCACUUUCGCGCGCGUCGCCCACCUCCUCACCGCCCAUCGCCUCGCCCGCGCUGCGCUCCUCCGCGUCGACACCUAUGAGGACGUACGCCCACCUGCCUCACCCCGCUCCACUCUCCUCCACAUCCAGCUCAUCCGUGCGGGGACGUCCACGUCGCCCGCCUCCGCCUCCGCAGCCCUUCUCCUUCUCCGCGUCCUCCGCCUCCGCCUCGUCUCGACCCUCCGCGCCGUCCUCCUCUGCAUCGGCCUCCCCCGCCUCUGA